UCUGUUCAAGCUAGACGUACCUAUAUUAUUGCAUUGGUUUGUCCUGGGAAAGUCCUCCAUGUUGCACUUAAUAUUCACCUGAAUGGGAGUUAUCCCUAAUCUGCUUCAGAAUCUGGUACGUCUCCAAGGCCAGUUUUGCACUGCCGUGGCCUCCAAUGAAUCUUCUGGGAUGUACUUAUAGUCUUAUAGAUUGGAAUUGGUUCAAUUUGAACUGGCGGGUUCCUUUCAGCGUUUUAGUAUGGACUAUGGAGUGCGAAUUAAUGCUUGAUUUCAAGACGAUAUGUUGUGCCCAGAUGCAGCAUUUAUUUUGUUACUUUAAACAAUGGAUUUGUCAUUUUCAAUUUCUCAGGACUAAACCACUGUACAUUCGAUACUGUAAUACCAUAACUGAAGUCCUUUGAACUCCCAGUCCCAGAUACCUGCCACAUUAAUUUGGAUGAUAACUCCAGGUUCCCUAUCUUGACUUUAUCCGCUCUUCUUGGUACACAUAUUUUGACUGUAAGGUUAAAAAACCAAUUAACUAAAACUGGUUGAAAGAAUGACUGAGAUGAAGUCAUUUUCUGGUUUCCGAAAGAAAGAAAACAGGAAAAAGGAAAAUAUACGUGGACAUGGACUCCUCUGUCUCUUCAAGAAUUAGUCAAUUAGAUCAUUACCAUCUCUUAAUUGACCAAUGUUUAGUCAAGAACAAUUAUCAAGUAAUAUUUGAACCAAGUUUCUGGACAAACAGCUUUACUUAGCUUGGACUUUAAAGAUAGGUCGAACAUAUGAUAAUCUGACUUUCUUCUGAACAUUUACUACCUGAGAGGGCGUGGAAGCUGGGCAGUAUAACAAUAGACUGUUUCUUGAUCACACAACUUGAAAAAGAAGAUGUUGUCAGUUGUUGUGUUUGUAAUAGCAGUCUUGACGAUCUUAACAACUCAGUGGUUAUGGAGACGGAUGCAUCCAAGAUGCGAGAAUGGAGUUCUGCCCCCAGGUUCCAUGGGAUUGCCUCUCAUUGGAGAGACUCUACAGUUACUCAUUCCUAGCCGCUCAUUGGACCUCCAUCCCUUCAUCAAGAAGAGACUUUCAAAAUUUGGUCCAAUUUUCCGAACUAGUUUAGCAGGCAGGCCUAUUGUAGUAUCAGCUGAUCCCAAAGUCAACCAUUUCAUACUUUCACAAGAAGGGAAGUUAGUAGAGUUAUGGUAUUUGGAUACGUUUUCUAAGCUUUUUAAUCAAGAAGGGGACUCUAGGACAACUGCAGUUGGUGAUAUUCACAAAUACAUAAGAAGUAGAACGUUGAAUUACUUGGGUGUGGAGGCACUGAAGGAGAAGUUGCUUCCCCAGCUGGAAGAAAUGGCAUGCAGAACUCUAGACAGUUGGUCAAAUCAGGAGUCUGUUGAAGUGAAACGUGCAUUUGGAGCUAUGGUAUUCAAUUUCACUGCAAAAGUUUUUCUUGGUUAUGACUCUGACAAGUCAUCAGAUGACUUGAGUGAGAAGUUCAACAAGAUACUUGAAGGCCUUAUGUCUCUUCCUUUAAACAUUCCCAGAACUGCAUUCCACGACUGCAUGAAGUCAAAGAAGAAAAUAACGGGAUUCAUCAAAAGCAAAUUAAAUGAGAAGCGUGCUGGCCUUAGAACAUCUAAAGAAGACUUCCUCGAUCAGGCCAUUGAUGACAUGGCUACAGAGAAGUUCCUGGGAGAAGACCUUAUAGUGCAAGUGAUGUUUGGCCUUUUAUUUGCCAGCUUUGAGUCAAAUUCAUCAACGCUUACGCUUGCUUUGCUCAAGCUCUCUCAACACCCUUCUGCAUUAGAGAUGCUUACAUCUGAGCAUGAGACUAUACUAAGGAACAGGAAAAGAGUGAAAUCUUCACCCACAUGGGAUGAGUACAAGUCAAUGACCUUCACUCUUCAAGUAAUCCAUGAAACUCUGAGGUUGGCAAAUGUUUCUCCAGGAUUACUACGUAAAGCGCUUAAAGAUAUUCAAGUUAAUGGUUACACAAUUCCAGCAGGGUGGACAAUUUUGGUUGCUGCCUCUGCUCAGCAGUUAAAUCCUAGCGUCUUUGAUGAUGCACUUGAAUUCAACCCCUCACGUUGGAAGGACAUCGAUAAAGCUGCCAUAGAACAAAAUUUUAUGCCCUUUGGAGCAGGAAUGAGACAGUGUGCUGGUGCUGAUUACAGCAAGGUGCUACUAUCAACUUUUCUCCAUGUGUUGGUCACCAAGUACAGGUGGAGUGUAGUGAAGACUGGAAAUAUUGGAAGAAACCCACUUCUCAGCUUUGGAGAUGGUGUCUACAUUAAGAUUGCAAAGAAAGAAUGAGUGCUGUGAUUGGAAACUUUUCUCAUUUUACACUUUCUAUAUUCCUUAAUGAAUGGAAGUUAUACUCAAUGUGCUCUAGGUUGAUACAGAACCAGGAACUCAGGGUUCAGAAUCCCUCAUCUGUAUCGAUAACGUUGCCCGAGAACUUGUUUAGGGUUCUUAGUUGGGGUAGUUUUUAUCAUUUUAUUAGUAUUUUUGAUUGUUUAUUUGUUAUUUUAGUGUUUGUGUCAAUAAAUAACGGUGCGCGAAAAACGGCUGAAGAAGGAAGAAGUUCUUAGCUUCUGUCAAAGUUGUGAAGGAUCUGGUACAUUUCCAAGGGUCAAGUUCUACAAUGGACUAAAACUUGCUGCUGGAACUCAGAGAUGACAUUCUUGUACUUUUGAAGAAAGGAUUGGUAUAUAAUAAUGAUACCACAAGUCAAGU
Coffea arabica (coffee) is the source of this 2718-nucleotide messenger RNA. RefSeq names its product beta-amyrin 16-alpha-hydroxylase CYP87D16. Lineage: Eukaryota; Viridiplantae; Streptophyta; Magnoliopsida; Gentianales; Rubiaceae. Gene Ontology annotation, molecular function: monooxygenase activity; oxidoreductase activity, acting on paired donors, with incorporation or reduction of molecular oxygen; heme binding. Gene Ontology annotation, biological process: sterol metabolic process; multicellular organism development; brassinosteroid biosynthetic process. The record is from RefSeq and is a predicted model, not a curated record.